This is a messenger RNA of Tribolium castaneum (red flour beetle), 1064 nucleotides long. RefSeq names its product retinol dehydrogenase 11. The record is from RefSeq and is a predicted model, not a curated record. The transcript has 4 exons. Bases 96 to 1031 code for a protein of 311 amino acids. NCBI's taxonomy places the organism in Eukaryota, Metazoa, Arthropoda, Insecta, Coleoptera, Tenebrionidae.
UUUAUCUGCAAUGAAUGAGCACAAAUUCUCGAUGAGUGUCAGUGUAGCUAUAUAACCGACUCCAACACACCGCACGUGGUUCAUUUUCGUACAAAAUGGUGCUGUGUACCGUCAUACUCGCAGUUUUGGCGGCUUAUGCAAUCGCGAAAAUUUAUUUUAAACUUACCACAGGCUGGUGCAAAAGCCAGACUUGUCUGGUUGGCAAGACUGCACUAAUAACAGGCGCAAACACCGGAAUUGGCUAUGAAACGGCCCUCGAUUUCGCCAAGCGAGGCGCUCGGGUCAUUCUGGCCUGUCGCAGCAAAAGCAAAGCGGAAGAAGCCCGUUCGAGGAUCAUUUCCGAGACCGGGAAUGAAAACAUUGUUGUGAAAAUCGUAGACAUGGCCUCGUUUGACUCGGUCCGAGCCUUCGCGAGAGAAAUCAAUGAAAGCGAAAGGCGCCUGGACAUUCUAGUCAACAACGCGGGAAUUAUAAGCUACGGGGACAGGACUUCCAAGGAUGGGCUUCCGCUCCUGAUACAGACCAACCACUUUUCCGGCUUCCUCCUCACACACCUGUUAUUGGAUUUGUUGAAAAAAUCGGCCCCCAGCCGAAUUGUCAACGUCUCCUCGUUGGCGGCGGCGUUUGCCACCAAAUUCGACGUCAACCAAGUGGAAAAACACAUUUCCAACGGUGACGAUUACAACAAUUCCAAGCUGUGCAACGUUUAUUUCACCCAAGAGUUGGCCAAAAAGUUGAAAGGAACCGGAGUUACGGUCUAUUCGCUCCAUCCAGGGGUCAUCAAGACUGACAUUAUCAACACCAUGGAUGGUAUAAGGAAAAUCGGCUUCACUCUCAUGAUGAAUUUUAUGUCCAAGAAUCCUGAAGAAGGGGCUCAGACUACGAUUUACUGUUCCGUGGCGAAAGGAAUCGAGGAACUGAGCGGCGAACAUUUUGCCGAUUGCAAACGAAUCAAGCCGUACAAAACGGCACUUAACGAAGGUGCUGCGAAAAAACUAUGGGAGAAGUCGGAACGAAUUGUUAAGUUGUAAUAAUUUAUAAUAAAAUAAAAUGUACUAGAUAAA